AUGCCACCAAGAAAGAAAUCAGCCAAAAAGAAGGAAGAGGAAGAGAGUGACGAAGAAAUACUAGAAGAACCAACCGAAUUUAAUAUUACAAUAGAUGAUGAUGUUAAACCUUUCACAAACGAAUAUGAUGAAUUAGUUAGAUUUGAUUCUCUCGAAAAGCUUCCUUCCGAAGUUGUAUUUGAAAUAUUUAGCUUUUUACCUUCUAUUCCAUACUAUUUUAAAUUGCAAUUGUUGAGUAAAUUCUACAAGGAAAAGUUUCAAGAAAUUAUUACCCAAACAAAACAUUUAGAUCUUGCACCACUCAAUCUUCAACAUCAUGCAAUUUGGCCUAAAGUAUGUCAAAUGAUCAAAGAUUGUGGAUCUUCAUUAAAGAGUAUUCAAUUUGGAGAAUUAAAUUACAAAUGGAAUGAAAUCAAGGAAGCAAUUCUAAAGAAAUGUUCCAAAUUGGAAGAACUUGCAUUAGUAACUCCUACCAUGUACUUUACUUCAUUAUUCAGAAAGGAUGGCUCUUACUAUGGAUAUUAUGGUGGCCCUACUGUUGACUACUCUGAAGAUAAAAAAAACAGAGAUGUAUGGUGUGAUACUCUUACCACACUCAAUGUGAUUGGUUUAGAAAAGCCAAGAAAAGGCAGACGAAAUCAUAGUUACCUUCUCACAAGUGCCACUUUCAAAUAUAUUCUUGAAAAAUUCCCAAAGCUCAAAAAUAUUAAUUUCAUUCUUACUAAUUAUACAGAAAUGCAAAUUCAAUCUCUUUAUGAUGCAGUUGUAAGAAAUAGAAAGAGAUUACUUGAGUGGAGAGAAAAGGGUGGUAGUACUGAUGGCCUUUAUGAACGAACUGGAAUUUGGUAUGAAGAAGCUAUUGGAAUUGUAGAUUUUGAUAUUCCACACGAUUUGAAAAUCAAUGUACAAGGAAGUAUUGGAAAAUUAUCAUCAAUCGAUGCUGCUAAAAAUAUUGUAGAAGUUUACAAUAUCAAUCCAAAUACCAAGUUUGAAUUCUUAUUCCAGAAGAAUUCAAAUGGUACAUUACUAGAUCAAAUUAUUGGUAGCCGUGCUGCUUACAAACAAAAACAUCAAGUUUUAAAGCUAGUUCCAGAAAAAUUAGCCGAAACACCAACUGGGCAAGUUAAACCAACUCUCUCCCAUGCCAUUUCCAAUUCUGAUAUACCUGAUAGUGUAAUUAAUUAUAUUUUUGAUUUUAUUGUAAAGCCAAGUUAUGCAUUGAAUGUGUUCACAAAUACAGCUACUGGUGAAACUAUUAUUCAUCAGCUGAUUGCUGCUGACAGACUUGAACCUCUGCGUCUAUUGCUUGACAUGCUUAAGGAACAAGAAAGAAUUUCAAAAAUUAUUAACAUUCCAAAUAAUUCAGGAGAUACAGCACUUCAUAUGGCCUGCAAAAAUAACAAGAUUCAACUAGCAAAAGACUUGGUAAAUCAUUAUAGUGCUAAUAAGAAUUUAUAUAACGCCGAUAAUCAAUUCCCUUAUGAUUUAUUGAAAGUUAGCUCCCUUUCAUUCCUUCCUGAAAUUUUAAAGCCAGAUGAGGAAAAAGUUGAAGAGCUUAAAGAGUCCAUAAAACAGAAGGAAAAAGAAAUGCUUAAAGCACAAAAGAAAAAAUCUCCAAAAAAGUCAGCAACCAAACGUAAAAAGGAAGAAAAGGAAUCUGAAGAGGAGGAAGAGGAGAAACCAAGAAGGUCAACCAGAAAGAAAACCAAAAAGGAAAUCCCAGUUGAUUUAACUGACGAUGAUGAACAGGAAGUAGUUGAGGUGGAAUCUGAGGAGGAAGUAAAACCAAAAAGAAAGCCAAGAACCUCGAAAAAAAAGUAACAGUAUUUCCAAUGAGUAUCAAUAAUAUCACCUUAGAAUUGUUUAAUAAAUUGACAUUAAUUAG
Naegleria gruberi is the source of this 1885-nucleotide messenger RNA. RefSeq lists its product as uncharacterized. The record is from RefSeq and is a predicted model, not a curated record. Gene Ontology annotation, molecular function: protein binding. Lineage: Eukaryota; Heterolobosea; Eutetramitea; Acrasida; Naegleriidae. The coding region runs from base 1 to 1821 and encodes 606 amino acids. The transcript has 2 exons.